AUGGUGAUAAGUGAACAAUGGUCUAUGUAUCAUGAGGAUAACAUUGAAAAAGAUAGAAUUGUGAAAGAAAAAUUGUUAGAUGAUGGCUGGUGGGAUUCAGUAGAUUAUAUUCUUCGUUUUACUGAGCCGAUUUAUUCGAUGUUGAGAAUUUGUGAUACGGAUAAACCUUGUCUGCACUUGGUUUAUGGGAUGUGGGAUACCAUGAUAGUUAAAGUGAAACAAGUUAUCUUUGAGCAUGAGAUGAAGAGUGACUUAGAGGAAUCUAGCUUUUGGAAUGUUGUAUGCAACAUGUUAGAGGACAUGUGGAGUAAAAGCAACACUCAAUUACAUUGCUUGGCCCAUUCCUUGAAUCCAAGGUGCAUUACAGAGGAUUGGAUAAAAGAGCAUCUGUAUCUUCAAGCACCAAAUCACGAUGCAGAUAUUGUUAAAAUGAUAAAAAAUUGUAUCAAAUGUCUUUUUCCUGAUGCAGAAACACGAACAACAGUAACACUAGAGUUCGCUAAUUUUUUUGGAUGCUUUGAAGAGUUUGGUGAUGAAGAUUCUAUACGAGAUAGAUUGAAGUUGGAUCCACUGAAAUGGUGGGUAGCUUAUGGUAUAGGAGCCCCACAUCUUCGAUCUCUUGCCGUGAGAUUACUUGGUCAAGUUUCUUCCUCAUCAUGCUGUGAAAGGAAUUGGAGUACUUAUUUAUUCAUCCACUCUACAAAAAGAAAUCAGAUUACUGUAGAACGUGCUGAGGAUUUGGUCUAUGUACAUAGCAAUCUCCGUUUGCUAUCUAGAAGAGCUCCACAAUAUAUGAAAGGUGAAUCUCAGAUGUGGGAUGUGGCAGGGGAUGCAUUUGAUGCCAUGGAUGAUAUUGGAAUUCCUGGAAUUGCUAAUCUAACUCUUGAUGAACCUGAGUUGGAGUCUAUAUUAUUUUGUGAUGAUGGAGAAGGAGAAGGACCAAGUAAUUCCUUUUAUUUUGUGUUUGUUGUCAGCCUUGAUGUAGCAGUGGACGAGGAGGAUGAGGACGUGAAAGAUGAGUUGUAG
This is a messenger RNA of Salvia miltiorrhiza (redroot sage), 1026 nucleotides long. RefSeq lists its product as uncharacterized. The transcript has 3 exons. Gene Ontology annotation, molecular function: protein dimerization activity. The record is from RefSeq and is a predicted model, not a curated record. Bases 1 to 1026 code for a protein of 341 amino acids. Lineage: Eukaryota; Viridiplantae; Streptophyta; Magnoliopsida; Lamiales; Lamiaceae.